This is a messenger RNA of Canis lupus familiaris (dog), 4481 nucleotides long. RefSeq names its product heterogeneous nuclear ribonucleoprotein D-like. Lineage: Eukaryota; Metazoa; Chordata; Mammalia; Carnivora; Canidae. The transcript has a single exon. Bases 1349 to 2410 code for a protein of 353 amino acids. Gene Ontology annotation, biological process: regulation of gene expression. Gene Ontology annotation, molecular function: poly(A) binding; poly(G) binding. Gene Ontology annotation, cellular component: nucleoplasm. The record is from RefSeq and is a predicted model, not a curated record.
CAGAUCAGUGGUGCCAUAAACUCUUCUCAGCGCCCCUCUAAGCAAGUGGUUUCCAAACCUCCACUUGUGUCCCAUUUCAUAUUGAGCCUCUGGAAAGAUGAAGGUCUGUGGGCCUGUGAAAUGGUGGAGUGGGUGGUCAGGGAGGGCUCCCCAAGGAGGAGAUGCAGAGGAACAGGCUCCACUAGUCCUGCUUUCUCCCUAAAUGCCACUCCAGUGACCUAUAAAGACAGAAGGCCAGGGAGGACAACAACAUUCUGGAAGACAAAAUGCCUUAGCAGCCUGAGAAGCCAGAAACCCAAACCCCUGCACGGUGUGAAGGAAGCAAGCAGCUAGCCACCUGGUACAGCAGACCACCCGGGAAACUCUGCACCCAAGGGCGUGUGAAGAUGACGGUCAGGGAAGGGUAAAAGUCUGUAAAGGGAGCAGAGAUGCCCAGUCUCCUCUUCCCAGCAGGGAGUAGAGGGUAUGCUGUCCAGAGAGGCUUCGUACUGGGGGCACUGGGCCCGGCUGAGGGUGAGGUUAGGUGGCACCCUAAAAAUGGAGACCAAGGGAAAAUCUGCAUACCUAGAUUCUGUUACCUGCCACCCCCAAACCUGCACCCAGAAUCCCCACACGAGGCCUGCCAACCAUCAGGUCCUCAACGUUGCACACACAGCUUUCAUUUACUAUAUGAUGUCUAGAUUCUCAAUAUGAAAAGCCAGUGGCCAAGGAUUACCAGCUUUGGAAGAAAACCUGUAAAGAAACACCAAAACAAAGUCAAUGCAGGCAAAGAUGAAAACAUCAAACAACAACCCAAACCUAAGGUAAUUAAUACCUUCCCAAAGAUGAGAGGCGGUUUGAAGCUGGGAAAGAACUAUGAUGGCAAAGAUAGACACAAACUCACAGAAGAACUGGGAGUUAAGUAGAUUAAAAAGAAAAAUACCUAGAAAAAAAGGAGGAGAGAGAGAAAACGGGAAAAUUAUUUCAGGAUAUGGAAUACGUGAGUAUUAGAUCAGAAAGAGAACAAGAAGGUAGGAAUGAGAAGGAAAUUUCCCACGGUCCAAGAUGGUGAGUUUUCAGAUGGAAGUUCCUGGCACAAUGAAUGAAAACCCCACAAGGAGUGGGGCACCUGGGCAGCUCCAUUGGCUAAGCGUCGGACUCGUGAUUGCAGCUCAGGCUCAUGAUCUCGGGCUCAUGGGAUUGAGCCCCGGGCAGGGCUCUGCACUCAGCAAGGAGUCGGCCUGAGGAUUUUCUCCCUCUGCCUCUCCCCGCGCUCGUGCUCUCACUCUCAAAUAGAUAAAUAUUUUAAAAAGGGAAAAAAGAAGAGCUCGCAACUCUCCAGGAGGAAAGCUCAAGUCCUGAACAGAGGAUGGUGGAGCCCAGUGGCGCUGGACUUCUCAACAAGAUCUUGGGAAAUUUAGAAAACAGGAAUGCCUUUAAAGUUCUGAAGAGCUCUGCCGCCGCCGUUUUAAAUCCAGCUCCAUACAACGCUCCGCCGCCGACCCCGGCCGCCAGCUCCGCCACCAUGGAGGACAUGAAUGAGUACAGCAACAUAGAGGAGUUCGCAGAGGGAUCCAAGAUCAACGCGAGCAAGAAUCAGCAGGAUGACGGUAAAAUGUUUAUUGGAGGCUUGAGCUGGGAUACAAGCAAGAAAGAUCUGACUGAAUAUUUGUCUCGAUUUGGGGAAGUUGUAGACUGUACAAUUGAAACAGUUCCAGUGACUGGAAGACCAAGAGGAUUUGGAUUUGUGCUUUUCAAAGAUGCUGCUAGUGUUGAUAAGGUUUUGGAACUGAAAGAACACAAACUGGAUGGCAAGUUGAUAAACCCCAAAAGGGCCAAAGCUUUAAAAGGGAAAGAACCCCCCAGAAAGAUUUUUGUGGGUGGAUUGAGCCCAGAUACUUGUGAAGAACAAAUUAAAGAAUAUUUUGGAGCCUUUGGAGAGAUUGAAUAUAUUGAACUUCCCAUGGAUACAAAAACAAACGAAAGAAGAGGAUUUUGUUUUAUUACCUAUACAGACGAAGAGCCAGUAAAGGAAUUGUUAGAAAGCAGAUAUCAUCAAAUUGGUUCUGGGAAGUGUGAAAUCAAAGUCGCACAACCCAAAGAGGUAUAUAGGCAGCAACAGCAACAACAAAAAGGAGGAAGAGGUGCUGCAGCUGGUGGACGAGGUGGUACUAGGGGUCGUGGACGAGGUCAGGGUCAAAACUGGAACCAAGGAUUUAAUAACUAUUAUGAUCAAGGAUAUGGAAAUUACAAUAGUGCCUAUGGUGGUGAUCAAAACUAUAGUGGCUAUGGCGGCUAUGAUUAUACUGGGUAUAACUAUGGGAACUAUGGAUAUGGACAGGGAUAUGUAGACUACAGUGGCCAACAGAGCACUUACGGCAAGGCGUCUAGAGGGGGUGGCAGUUACCAAAACAAUUACCAGCCAUACUAAAGGAGGACAUUGGAGAAAACAGGAGGAGAUUGCUUAAAGUUAACCCAUCUUGCAGGACGACAUUGAAGAUUGGUCUUCUGUUGAUCUAAGAUGAUUAUUUUGUAAAAGACUUUCUAGUGUGCAAGACACAACCGUGUCCAACUGUAUAUAGCCACCAAUUAGUUUCCUUUGUUUUUACUUUGUCUUUUGCUGUGUUACGACUCGAUGUGGAUUUGUGUUUAUACAAAUUUUAUUUGUAUGAUUUCAUGUUAAACCUCAAAUAAAUGCUUCCUUAUGCGACUGUUUUUCUGUGUCAGGUACUAAAUAGCUCUGUAAAAGUGUAAUUUAAAAUAAGCAAUAAUUGAGGCACAGUUUAUUUUGUAGGGACUUUUGGUCCAUGAGGAAAAUCUGUGGUCCUUUAUGAAUAGCCAGCUACAGUGUCACCCUGUUCCCCAUUUUUGUUAAAUGUAUACUAUUCUCUAAGGCUUCAUUUCCCUGCUGAGGAUUCCACCACACUUUUAAUGUUUCUUCUCUGUGUAUCCGGAGAUCUUGUCAUAAUGUUGUCAUUAGUGGAAGAUUUCCAGCUGACCAUCAAUCUUCUGGACUGUGUUUUUGGAAAAGUGCACCUUUUUGGCACAAGGCAUGUUGGUAGCUCCUUUCAUGAAUAGAAAUGAUUGUGGCUUGUUUGCUUCUAUCUCUGGGAAGCCAUUUAUUAUAUGCUAAAUCAGAAUCAGUCUGCUAGGAAGAGCUUUGGCUAAUCAUAAUACCAUGACUUUAAUUCUCUUGAUUAAAAUGUCCAGAUACACACAGGGAAAGGCACUGUUAAACUGUGUAUAGGAGCUGCAGUUUAAGAGUAUCAGAGAUGGUUAAAUUUUAACAAGCAUUUUGGCAGAUAGGUGGGUUGAAACUUGAGCAAAAGUUAGAUUCAGUUACUUGGAAGUGUAGUGGCUGAGGAAAUUAGUUGUAUUCUGUUCUGUAUUGUCACAGCAAGCACCAAACUGAACAAAAAGUUUAAUAUUGGGACAUUUUCAGGAAGCUAUUUUGGGUAUUAACUGUUAAGGUGGUGUGAGUUUAAGAAGUCAUGGUAGUAGGUUGCAUCAUUUUUAAUGCAUUAGUGCAUGAGCUGAGUAGUUAAGCAUACCCAGAUUCAGACACAGGAAAGAGUAGUGGCGGGAAAUACACUUCAAAUUUUACAUAUGUCGGUGCAAAUCUAAGUGACCCAGUCAUUAAAACAUCUUCCUGGUGCAUCAAGAGGCAGUUUUAGCUUUAGAUUUUGGAGAAUUUCCUGGGUAAUUAAGUUUUGAAUUUUACGUUCAGUGUAGUUGGUACUAAGAUAGAAGUUUUGUUUCUGUGGUUCCACAUUAGUCUCUAGUAUUGACCUACAUGUUCACAUGUGGAAUAGUUGAUCUCACCUUCAAACUGUAAAUUUUUCUUGCUGAUGAACCUGCCUUUUGUUUUAUUUGGUGCCUGCAACUUCCUUUGUUCAAUGAUGUUUGUACUUGCUGGCUAUCAAGUUACAAUGCACUUGGCCUCCUUUUGCUCUUGUUUUGCUAUUUGACCUUAAACCUAGGCCAAGUACCAAGGUUGGUUAUUGCAAGGGACUGUUUAUUCUUUAAACAUGCAACCUUAGGGAACAAGGGAGAUUUUCAUUUUAAGUUAUGUUGUCAAAAGUCUGUAGGUGCAGCCUUUAGGGCAGUGAAUCCUGUUAAGUUAAAAUUUAUGAAUAGGUGACAAGUUGACAUUGAGAUUGUCCUUUCCCUGAGCAAAAAUGAAUAAAGGCUUUUUAAACAAAAAAAUAAAGUUCUGAAGAAAAUUGUUUCUAGAAUUCUCUACUGAGCCACGCUGUGAAUUAAAGGUGGGAAAGAAUUAACUUCAGCAAAAUGAGGGAGUCGACCAAGAAGGGGCCAUGGGAUCCAGGUGCCAGGCUCUGGCACUGGCUCACGGAAGCCCUGGAUGGCAUCACGGAACGUCCCAGAAGGCAGCAGUGCCCAGACAGGAGCAGGAUGGGCUCCAGGGGAACAUGAAUGGAAACCAGUGGGUAGUGGUUAAAAAGAGAUACAGAGGUGCCUGGUUGGCUCAGUCGGGAAAGCAU